Messenger RNA from Vombatus ursinus (common wombat), 776 nucleotides. It is a transcript of the gene ARL14EPL, whose product is annotated as ADP ribosylation factor like GTPase 14 effector protein like. The coding region runs from base 139 to 675 and encodes 178 amino acids. Lineage: Eukaryota; Metazoa; Chordata; Mammalia; Diprotodontia; Vombatidae. The transcript is spliced from 6 exons. The record is from RefSeq and is a predicted model, not a curated record.
CCCGAAGCCCCGCCCCGUCGCCCCGCCUGGUGGCUGUAGUUGGUGUGGCUCGUAGGUCUGUGGGAGUCUGUACGAGUAUUGCAACCUUUUUCUCUUCUACAUACAGAUUCUUUUGAAUCAGACUUGAAGUGAUCAGAAAUGAGUGAACCAUCUGAACUUGAUAAUGAAAAAAACAGUUCCACUCAAGAACAUGCAGAUUCAAGUUUUCCUGAGAGAGACAGUCAAAUUGGACAGAAGCAACUGCAACAAGUAGAGCGACAAUUAAAAUCCUUAGCAUUUCAAAACCCAGGACCUCAGGUUGCAGACUUCAAUCCUGAAACCAGAGAGCAGAAAAAGAAGGCCCACAAGUCAAAGAUGAAUGAGUAUUUUUCUGUGAACAAUAGUACCCCAUUUAUCCGGAGGUCAGGCUUACGGAAUCCUCAACCAUCUGGAAUACAGCCAAGAAGCAGGAAAGUGAUGAAGAAAUAUGACAAGAAUGGCCGACUGAUUUGUAAUGGUGUAGACUUAUGUGACUGCCUGGAGAAGAACUGCCUAGGUUGCUUCUAUCCAUGUCCCAAAUGUAACUCAAACAAAUGUGGACCAGAGUGCCGCUGUAAUAGAAAAUGGGUCUAUGAUGAUAUUGUAACUGAGACUGGUGAUGUUAUUAGCACAUUGCCAUUUUUUGUUCCUGACUGAGGUCUUUGUGAGAAGAUUUGUGCUUAAUGGGCAGUUAUUGCCCAAACUUUUUUCAUCUUGUCUUUUCAAAAUGUCUGAUUAAUAUGAAAAAAUAAUUUCAU